Molecule: messenger RNA, 6588 nt
Organism: Conger conger (European conger)
Lineage: Eukaryota; Metazoa; Chordata; Actinopteri; Anguilliformes; Congridae
Product: clathrin heavy chain 1-like
Exons: 33
Coding region: 278-5335 (1685 amino acids)
Biological process (GO): intracellular protein transport; receptor-mediated endocytosis; mitotic cell cycle
Cellular component (GO): clathrin-coated endocytic vesicle; extracellular exosome; clathrin complex
Molecular function (GO): structural molecule activity; clathrin light chain binding
Source: RefSeq, a predicted model, not a curated record
CUCUCCUGAGCUGUUUCCGCCGCCAUUGCGGGUUUUCGGAGUUCAGUGCUGGUGCCACUGAUCUUCAUUCAGGGAGAAAAAGCACAAACACCAAGCGGGCGGCCAGAACAACACGCGCGGUCCCAUAGCCUCUGCAAUCGCAAGUCCGAACAGAUCCCCAUCUCCCCUUUCAGACCUUCAUCUAGUCAGCUGUCUUGGCUUCGACCUGUGUUGAGAAGCCGUAGUAAGUAGCUUGGAGAUCCAGGACUCCGGGAGGAGAGAGCAGAGAGGAACCGCCAUGGCUCAGAUCCUACCGAUUCGCUUCCAGGAGCACCUGCAGCUCCAGAACCUGGGCAUUAACCCGGCUAACAUCGGGUUCAGCACUCUGACCAUGGAGUCGGACAAGUUCAUCUGCAUCCGCGAGAAGGUGGGCGAGCAGGCGCAGGUGGUGAUCAUCGACAUGAACGACCCCAACACCCCCAUCCGCAGACCCAUCUCCGCAGACAGCGCCAUCAUGAACCCUGCCAGCAAGGUCAUCGCACUGAAAGCUGCGAAAACUCUUCAGAUUUUUAACAUUGAGAUGAAGAGCAAGAUGAAGGCCCACACCAUGACCGAUGAUGUCACCUUCUGGAAGUGGAUCUCACUCAACACAGUAGCACUUGUAACGGACAACGCUGUCUACCAUUGGAGCAUGGAGGGAGAUUCUCAGCCAAUGAAAGUCUUUGAUCGGCACUCCAGUCUAGCAGGCUGUCAAAUCAUAAACUACCGCACUGACGCCAAGCAGAAAUGGCUUCUCCUCAUUGGGAUUUCUGCUCAGCAAAACCGUGUGGUUGGAGCGAUGCAGCUGUACUCUGUGGACAGGAAGGUGUCCCAGCCCAUAGAGGGGCAUGCGGCCAGCUUCGCCCAGUUUAAAAUGGAGGGGAACGCGGAGGAGUCCACCCUGUUCUGCUUCGCCGUCCGAGGCCAGGCCGGGGGAAAGUUGCACAUUAUUGAAGUGGGCACCCCGCCCACAGGGAACCAGCCAUUUCCAAAAAAAGCAGUGGACGUGUUCUUCCCUCCGGAGGCCCAGAACGACUUCCCCGUCGCCAUGCAGAUCAGCUCCAAGCAGGACGUGGUGUUCCUCAUCACCAAAUACGGCUACAUCCACCUGUACGACCUGGAGACGGGCACCUGCAUCUACAUGAACAGGAUCAGCGGCGAGACCAUCUUCGUCACGGCCCCCCACGAGGCCACGGCCGGCAUCAUCGGGGUCAACAGGAAGGGGCAGGUGCUCUCUGUGUGCGUGGAGGAGGAGAACAUCAUCCAGUACAUCACCAACGUGCUGCAGAACCCCGACCUGGCGCUGCGCAUGGCCGUCCGCAACAACCUGGCCGGCGCCGAGGAGCUCUUCGCCCGCAAGUUCAACAACCUGUUCGCCGGGGGAAACUACUCUGAGGCCGCUAAGGUGGCCGCCAACGCACCGAAGGGCAUCCUGCGCACCCCAGACACCAUCCGCAGGUUCCAGAGCGUUCCCGCCCAGCCCGGACAGACCUCCCCCCUGCUCCAGUACUUCGGGAUCCUGCUGGACCAGGGCCAGCUCAACAAGUUUGAGUCCCUGGAGCUGUGCAGGCCCGUCCUGCAGCAGGGCCGCAAGCAGCUGCUGGAGAAGUGGCUGAAGGAGGAUAAGCUGGAGUGCUCAGAGGAGCUGGGGGAUCUGGUGAAGUCUGUAGAUCCCACCCUGGCUCUCAGCGUCUACCUGCGGGCCAACGUCCCCAACAAGGUCAUCCAGUGCUUCGCAGAGACCGGACAGUUCCAGAAAAUAGUACUCUACGCCAAAAAGGUGGGGUACACGCCGGACUGGAUCUUCCUGCUCCGGAACGUGAUGCGCAUCAGCCCAGAGCAGGGCCUGCAGUUCGCCCAGAUGCUGGUGCAGGAUGAGGAGCCCCUGGCUGACAUCACGCAGAUUGUGGACAUCUUCAUGGAGUACAACCUGAUCCAGCAGUGCACCUCCUUCCUGCUGGACGCGCUGAAGAACAACCGGCCCACUGAGGGCCCCCUGCAGACCCGUCUGCUGGAGAUGAACCUCAUGCACGCUCCUCAGGUUGCCGAUGCCAUCUUGGGGAACCAGAUGUUCACGAACUACGACCGCGCCCACAUCGCCCAGCUGUGUGAGAAGGCGGGGCUUCUGCAGCGAGCCCUGGAGCACUACACCGACCUCUAUGACAUCAAGCGUGCCGUGGUCCAUACACACCUGCUGAACCCAGAGUGGCUGGUGAACUUCUUCGGCUCGCUGUCGGUGGAGGACUCCCUGGAGUGCCUGCGGGCCAUGCUGUCGGCCAACAUCCGGCAGAACCUGCAGAUCUGCGUCCAGGUGGCGUCCAAAUACCACGAGCAGCUGUCCACCCAGUCCCUCACCGAGCUCUUCGAGUCCUUCAAGAGCUUUGAAGGGCUGUUCUACUUCCUGGGCUCCAUUGUGAACUUCAGCCAGGACCCAGAGGUCCACUUCAAGUACAUCCAGGCGGCGUGCAAGACGGGCCAGAUCAAGGAGGUGGAGCGGAUCUGCAGAGAGAGCAACUGCUACGACCCCGAGCGCGUCAAGAACUUCCUGAAGGAGGCCAAACUGACCGACCAGCUCCCACUGAUCAUCGUUUGUGACCGUUUCGACUUUGUCCAUGACCUGGUCCUCUACCUGUACCGCAACAGCCUGCAGAAGUACAUUGAGAUCUACGUGCAGAAGGUUAACCCCAGCCGUCUCCCCGUGGUGAUCGGAGGGCUGCUGGAUGUUGACUGCUCUGAAGACGUGAUUAAGAACCUGAUCCUGGUUGUCCGGGGGCAGUUCUCCACAGACGAGCUGGUGGCUGAGGUGGAGAAGAGAAACCGACUGAAGCUGCUCUUGCCCUGGCUGGAAGCUCGCAUCCACGAGGGCUGCGAGGAGCCCGCUACCCACAAUGCACUGGCCAAGAUCUACAUCGACAGCAACAACAACCCGGAGCGCUUCCUGCGCGAGAACCCCUUCUACGACAGCCGCGUGGUGGGCAAGUACUGCGAGAAGAGGGACCCCCACCUGGCCUGUGUUGCCUAUGAACGAGGGCAGUGCGACCUGGAGCUCAUUCACGUGUGCAAUGAGAACUCCCUGUUCAAGAGCCUGUCCCGGUACUUGGUUCGACGCAAGGACCCGGAGUUGUGGGCCAGCGUUCUUCUGGAGAGCAACCCCUACAGGAGGUCCCUCAUCGACCAGGUUGUGCAGACCGCCCUGUCUGAGACACAAGACCCGGAGGAGGUGUCUGUCACUGUCAAGGCCUUCAUGACCGCUGACCUUCCCAACGAACUCAUUGAACUCCUGGAAAAGAUUGUUCUGGACAACUCUGUCUUCAGCGAGCACAGAAACCUGCAGAACCUCCUGAUCCUCACGGCCAUCAAAGCGGACCGUACCCGGGUGAUGGAGUACAUCAACCGCCUGGACAACUACGACGCCCCCGACAUCGCCAACAUCGCCAUCAGCAACGAGCUCUUCGAGGAGGCCUUCGCCAUCUUCAGGAAGUUUGACGUCAACACCUCGGCAGUGCAGGUGCUGAUCGAGCACAUCGGGAACCUGGACCGCGCCUACGAGUUCGCCGAGCGCUGCAACGAGCCGGCGGUGUGGAGCCAGCUGGCCAAGGCGCAGCUGCAGAAGGGCCUGGUGAAGGAGGCCAUCGACUCCUACAUCAAAGCAGACGACCCGUCUGCCUAUAUGGAGGUGGUGCAGGCGGCUGACCAGAGUGGAAACUGGGAGGACCUGGUGAAGUUCCUGCAGAUGGCGCGGAAGAAGGCCCGCGAGUCCUAUGUGGAGACGGAGCUGAUCUUCGCUCUGGCCAAAACCAACCGCCUGGCUGAACUGGAGGAGUUCAUCAAUGGCCCCAAUAACGCUCACAUUCAGCAAGUUGGUGACCGGUGCUACGAUGAGAAAAUGUACGAUGCAGCUAAGUUACUGUACAAUAACGUGUCCAACUUCGGAAGGCUGGCCUCCACCCUGGUCCACCUGGGAGAAUACCAGGCAGCGGUAGACGGGGCCCGCAAGGCCAACAGCACCAGGACCUGGAAGGAGGUGUGCUUUGCCUGUGUGGAUGGAAACGAGUUCCGGCUGGCUCAGAUGUGUGGCCUGCACAUCGUUGUACACGCCGACGAACUGGAGGAACUCAUCAACUACUACCAGGACCGCGGGUACUUCCAGGAGCUCAUCACCAUGCUGGAGGCCGCUCUGGGGCUGGAGCGGGCGCACAUGGGCAUGUUCACGGAGCUGGCCAUCCUCUACUCCAAAUUCAAGCCGCAGAAGAUGAGGGAGCACCUGGAGCUCUUCUGGUCCCGAGUCAACAUCCCAAAGGUCUUGAGGGCGGCUGAGCAGGCCCAUCUCUGGGCGGAGUUAGUCUUCCUGUACGAUAAGUACGAGGAGUAUGACAACGCCAUCAUCACCAUGAUGAACCACCCGCCCGACGCCUGGAAAGAGGGCCAGUUUAAAGACAUCAUCACCAAGGUGGCCAAUGUGGAGUUGUAUUACAAAGCCGUUCAGUUUUAUUUGGAGUUCAAACCACUGCUGCUGAACGACCUACUGGUUGUGUUGUCUCCACGGUUAGACCACACUCGUGCGGUCAACUACUUCACCAAGGUCAAGCAGCUUGCACUGGUCAAACCAUACCUGCGGUCUGUACAGAACCACAACAACAAGUCCGUCAAUGAAGCACUUAACAACCUCUUUAUAGCAGAAGAAGAUUAUCAGGCCCUGCGCACGUCCAUAGACGCCUACGACAACUUUGAUAACAUCUCGCUGGCCCAGAGCCUGGAGAAGCACGAGCUCAUUGAGCUGAGGAGAAUCGCCGCCUACCUCUUCAAAGGCAACAACCGCUGGAAGCAGAGCGUGGAGCUCUGCAAGAAGGACAAGCUCUACAAGGAUGCGAUGCAGUACGCGUCGGAGUCCAAGGACACGGAGCUGGCGGAGGAGCUGCUGCAGUGGUUCCUGCUGGAGGACAAGAAGGAGUGCUUCGCCGCCUGCCUGUUCACCUGCUACGACCUGCUGCGGCCCGACGUGGUGCUGGAGACCGCCUGGAGGCACAACAUCAUGGAGUUCUCCAUGCCCUACUUCAUCCAGGUCAUGAGGGAGUACCUGAGCAAGGUUGAUGCGAUUAAGGAAAAGGUGGACAAGCUGGACGCCUCCGAGUCGCUGAGGAAAGAGGAGGAGCAGGCCACGGACACACAGCCCAUCGUCUACGGCACGCCCCAGCUGAUGCUCACUGCGGGACCCAACGUGGCCGUGCCUCCUCAGCAGGCGUACGGUUACGGCUACACGGCGCCGGCCGGCUACGGCCCGCCCCCGCCCCAGCCCGGCUUCGGCUACGGCAUGUAAGAGCCCCCAGCCCGGAGCCACCAGCCCGUCUCUUUCAGCUCCUCACCAGCUCGCCACAGGGGAUACUGUACAAACAAGCCCGAUUCCACUUCUUACCAUCCUCACCCUUUCCUUUACACUGUCAUGAAGGACUUUUAUUUUAUUUUUACAGUUUAUGAAAAAAAACAAAAAACACGGACCUCGUCGUUUUCCUUUUUUUUUCCUUUUUUUUUUUUUCUUUUUUCCUUUUUUUUUUUACAUUCCAUUUUUACGUACUGCUUGAAUGUUUUUGUCUGUCCCAUGUGUUCUGUUUUGUUUUUUGUUUUUUUUCCUCUUCCCCCCCCCCCCCCUCCCUGAGAGGGAAUGGUUAAUGUGCUGUAAAGAGGGCUUGUACACGAGGAGAGCGAGUCUGCAGCAUCCGUUUCUGAAGCGUCCAUUUUGCACUCUAGUGAGAAGCAAGUGUAGAAUCUUCAUUUCAGUGCAUCUGAGCUGCUUGGUCAGUCUGUCCCUAAAAAGGUUUGGUUGUUGUAUGUCCAGAAAAAUAAAAAGCUACAGUGUUCUUACUGUUUGAACUUUACCGCUUCCGUGAACUCCACUAGAAACACUAAGUAAUAAAAAUGUAUUCAACACAAGCCGCCUAGCACUAUGGAAUAAUUUAACUUGCUUGCAUCCAUGCAGUUUCAUUCUUUUCCAGCCAAUACAGGUUCUCCGUUUAACCGUGUAGAAGUCUUUGUUUUUCUGUUUUUGGUUUGUUUAUUUUUCCACUCCAUAUGUAACAUAUGAGUUUUUUGUGCUGUAUACAGUGCUCUUGUGUGGGACCAUUUCCAUUUUUGAGGAGGGAAAAGACUAUUCUGAAUUCUGUAUGAACCCACUGCCCAAUAAUUCCUUGUGCUGAGGUUUGUGUGUGCUGGAUGUUGUGGUGUUCUAGGUCACUGUAUCAACUGUACAGAGAAUGAAUAUAAAAACUUCAUAUUUGCUCCUCCUGCCAGUUUUGUUUGUGCAUUCUGCUCAAAUGGAAAAUAAAAUCACAGGGCCGUGGUUAUUUGGUGUCUUCAUUGUAUGCUUAUGUUUAAAAUAUCAAUAAUAACCCUCCCUCAACCCUUAACCUUAAAAGUUUAAAGAUUACCUGUUAUAUUCUUAAACAAAUGUAUUGAUAUUUUAUUUAAUUGUUGUGCAUCUAAAAUGAAGUAAUUCCAGCAUAUACCUUGGAUUUAAUUCAGUGACAUGGCAGUUUGCUUUUCCACAUAAAAUAAAGAACUCUUGUUUGUCAAGAA